GUCUUGUAAACUCCCACAAUACACUGCGCGCUGUUGUCAUGGCGGCUUACUGAGCGACUUAAGGAUAAAAUUGCCACAUACGACGCGAAAAGAUGAGCACCCAGUACAGCAUACUGUUCAAGCAGGAACAUGCCCAUGAUGAUGCCAUAUGGACAGCAGCAUGGGGCAAGAGUGAGAAGGAUGGGUCUGAGACUAUUAUCACCGGCUCUCUGGAUGACAUGGUGAAAAUUUGGAAAUGGUCAGAUGAAAAGCUGGAACUUCAGUGGACUCUGGAAGGCCAUCAGCUAGGUGUAGUGUCAGUGGAUAUAAGUCACAAUGGUGCCAUUGCUGCAUCUAGUUCCUUGGAUGCACACAUCCGCCUCUGGGACCUGGAGUCAGGCAAACAGAUCAAAUCCAUGGAUGCAGGGCCAAUUGAUGCCUGGUCUGUAGCUUUCUCCCCUGACUCGAAAUACAUCGCUACAGGCAGCCAUCUUGGGAAGGUUAACAUCUUUGGAGUUGAGAGUGGAAAGAAGGAGUAUUCCCUGGACACCAGAGGGAAGUUCAUUCUGAGUAUUGCCUAUAGCCCCGAUGGAAAGUACUUAGCCAGCGGUGCCAUUGAUGGAAUCAUUAAUAUCUUUGAUAUCGCAACUGGGAAACUGUUGCACACGCUGGAAGGUCACGCUAUGCCCAUCCGAUCUCUCACAUUCUCUCCUGACUCUCAGCUCUUAGUCACAGCCUCAGAUGAUGGCUACAUCAAGAUUUAUGACGUGCAGCACGCUAACCUGGCUGGUACACUCAGUGGACACGCCUCCUGGGUACUUAAUGUGGCCUUCUCGCCUGAUAACACACACUUUGUCUCCAGCUCAUCGGAUAAAAGUGUGAAGGUGUGGGAGGCGAGCACAAGAGCCUGUGUGAACACAUUCUUUGACCAUCAAGACCAGGUUUGGAGCGUGAAGUACAACAGCACUGGCUCAAAGAUUAUUUCUGCUGGUGAUGACAGAGCAAUCCACAUAUAUGACUGUCCCAUGUGAAGCUGCUACAGAAAUGGAAAUCAAUUUCUUCACACCAAUACCCUUUAGCAGGAGGGCCUUGAGAGUGUGCUAGUCUAGGGUCAGCUCUCUGGUUUAUAUGUACAUGAAUUUAAAUAUUUAGGACCAAACUGAUCCUAGAUCUCUACUGUUAAUAUAAAUUCAUACAGAUCCUACUGAUGCUCAAAAAACGCUAUUUGUAUAUCAACUGGAGAGCUUCUAAAACCUUUCCCUGGAGCACUGUGUUGAAACAGAACCCUUCCUGAGCUUUCUGAGCUAUGGUCCAGCCUGCUGUUAGGUAAAGCUUUUAAAAGGCAGAAAGCUUUUAUUUUUCACCAGCUAGCUCUGGGUCUCUCCGGGGAGGGAAAACAAUGCACGCACAUAAAUGAUGCAGUGCUUGAAUUGAGUAUAUUGGAAUUUAUUUUUUAUUUUUUUUUGGUUUUGCGAACCAUUGCCAACUUGACAUUAAACAUUUUUUUAUACAUA
Messenger RNA from Astyanax mexicanus (Mexican tetra), 1493 nucleotides. RefSeq names its product WD repeat domain 61 (gene skic8). The record is from RefSeq and is a predicted model, not a curated record. Gene Ontology annotation, molecular function: protein binding. The transcript has 11 exons. NCBI's taxonomy places the organism in Eukaryota, Metazoa, Chordata, Actinopteri, Characiformes, Acestrorhamphidae. The coding region runs from base 93 to 1010 and encodes 305 amino acids. Gene Ontology annotation, cellular component: Cdc73/Paf1 complex.